Molecule: messenger RNA, 1476 nt
Organism: Microdochium trichocladiopsis
Lineage: Eukaryota; Fungi; Ascomycota; Sordariomycetes; Xylariales; Microdochiaceae
Product: GMC oxidoreductase
Exons: 3
Coding region: 1-1476 (491 amino acids)
Molecular function (GO): flavin adenine dinucleotide binding; oxidoreductase activity, acting on CH-OH group of donors
Source: RefSeq, a predicted model, not a curated record
AUGCAGAUCCCUCUCAUCACGCUCAAAGAGGCUCUGCUGCUUGCCCUGGGUGAGGCAGCGGCCGCCCAGGUCGAGCAGUCCGCAUACGACUACAUCGUUGCUGGCGCCGGUGCGGCUGGUAUCGUGGCUGCUGAACAGCUCUCGCAGUCCGGCCGCAAGGUGCUUCUCCUCGAGCGCGGCGGGCCCUCCCUCUACUCGACGGGCAACACGCAACAAGUCCUGACAUGGAACGACACCAUGACAACCUACGAGGCCCGGCCUUCGUGGCACUGGGAUGUCCCCAAAGGUAUUGCUCAGGCAGCUGCCGAGCUCUACGAACACCUGCCCGGCACCAAUCUGGCCUCCGAGGACGGCAAGCGCUACGAUGAUGCGGCGUUUGACAUUACUUCGCGCUUCCUCCUGGCCAAUGGCUGGUCGGAGACUGAUGCCAUCAAAGACCCCGAGGCGAAAGAGCUCGUCUACGCCCACCCAGCUUGGUCUAUCGCCAACGGUCUCCGCGACACCCCAGUGAGGAAGAUCCUCGACGCCGCCAAAGCACGAGCCUGCUUCUCCCUGCAGCUCGGCGCCAAGGUCCUGCGUGCCGUACGCACCGGCAGCAAAGUCACUGGCGUCGAAGUCGAGCGCGCAGACGGUACCCGCGAGAUCAUCCCCCUCGCCGAGGACGGCGCCCUUCUCGUCGCAGCGGGCACACACUCGACUCCCCGCGUGCUCUUCAACUCUGGCAUUGGCCCCGCCGCUCAGAUUGACAUCGUCGCCGGCGGCACCACCAACUGGAUCGAGCUCCCCGUCGGGCGGAGCCUCAAGAACCACGCCGUGGCAACCAUCACCCUGACCGGCGCCAAGGAGAACGUCCCCGCCCUGCCCGCGACGGCGUUCCCCUCCCCGAGCCAGGAGAACAUCGACCUCUUCGCCCACAGCAGCGGCGUCUUGAUGCAGUCCAGCCAGCGUCUCAACUUCUGGACCAGCCUCAACACCACCACCACCAGGCAGUACGCCGUGCAGGGCACCGUCCGCGCCGGCGCCAACAGCACAAUCUCGAUCCAGCUGUACCUAACCCACGGGACGAGCUCCCUCGGCGAGGUCUCCAUCACGCCCGACGGCAAGACCAACAUGACCAUCAGCCCCCUCCUGCGCUCCGCCGAGGACAGGGAGGCGAUGUCCGCCGGGGUGAACAUGUUCCUCGAGUACGCCCGCCUCCCGGACAGCAUCCUGACCGUGGCCGACAACGUCACCGCCGAGGCCAUCCUGACCAAGAUUGCCAGUGGCGCGCACAACCUGGGCACCGCGCAGAUGCGCGUCAGCAACGACGGGAAGAGCGUGGUCGACGAGGACACGAAGGUGUGGGGGACGGACAACUUGUUUGUCGUCGAUGGGAGCUUCCACCCGAAGGUCCCUACCGGAAAUACCCAGGCUCCGAUUAUGAUUGCUGCCAAAUAUGCUGCGAAGAGGAUUUUGGCGCUGAGGAGGGAUUGGUGA